Aedes aegypti (yellow fever mosquito) is the source of this 1717-nucleotide messenger RNA. RefSeq names its product protein msta. NCBI's taxonomy places the organism in Eukaryota, Metazoa, Arthropoda, Insecta, Diptera, Culicidae. The record is from RefSeq and is a predicted model, not a curated record. The coding region runs from base 105 to 1661 and encodes 518 amino acids. Gene Ontology annotation, molecular function: protein binding. The transcript is spliced from 7 exons.
CAAGAAAACCAGAUCAACGUGACAGCAGUCCCAGAAGCUUUUGCCGUGAGUUUAUCUCGAUUCUAUCUGCUCAAUUGAAUUAUCUAAUAAAAGUGUAGUAAAACAUGGAGGGAUUUGAGGAAAACUAUCAAAUUCUUGAAUCCGAACAGUUGGGAAGGUUUGUUGUUGCGAAACGCGAUUUGACCCGGGGAGAGCAGAUUCUACUGGAGGAACCAUAUGUGACCGGUCCAUACUGGGAUGCCGACGUCAGUUGUUUGAACUGUUUUAGAGAUUCUUGCUCUACCUGCCGGCAGUGCGGCGUUGCGCCCCUAUGUUACGAUUGCAAGAUUCACGACGAAGCUGAGUGCAGCUUUUAUCGUGAGUCCAGUUUGGAUAGGCAUUUUCUUUACAACCAUUUCAACGUGGUUAUGCCGGUACGUUGUUUGAUGCUCUACAGAAGCAAUCGUGAACGUUACGAUGAGGUAAUGACUAUGGAAUCUCGUCUGGAAGAACGUCGAGGAACGGAGAUUUGGGACAUCCACGAGAAAUUUGUGGUGAAACCUCUGAUGGAAAGUGGUAUCUUUGCUGAGAAAUUCGAAGGAUUGGAAGUUACUGGUGAACUGAUCCAACGCAUCUGUGGAAUACUGGAUGCCAAUACGUUCGAAAUUCGUGGAAAUGUGGACAGUCGUGAAUCGCAGAUGGGCAACUUGGCUCGUGGUCUUUAUCCGAAGACAGCACUAAUGAUGCACAGCUGUAUGCCAAACACGUUGCUUUCGGUUGAUGGAUACUCGAACGUGAGGGUGUUCACGUCCGCUCCUGUGAAGAUGGGAGAAAUAUUAAAUAUAAGCUAUACAAGGAGCUUGUUUGGAACAUACGACAGGCAAACCCAUCUACGGAAAGGCAAAUAUUUCAUUUGCUCUUGCAGACGAUGCAAAGAUCCAACAGAGCUGGGAACGCAUUUGAGCUCGAUCAGAUGUUCGGAAUGUGAUGAUGGACUCUGUUCGUUCUAUCCAGACGAGCCAAGAUGGGAGUGCAACAAGUGCCACAAGUUACUCAAAAGGGAGUACGUCAACGAAAUAUUGUGUGCAGCCCGUGAUGACAUUAUGGCAUGUCCGCUAGAGGUUCGUGAUCUCGAAAGAGUGAUCAGCAAGCACUCCAAAAUCCUGAAUCCUCACCACUCCCUCGUCCUGGAGGCCAAACAAACGCUGAUGGGUGAGCUCAAGGCAAUCUGCAUGUCAACGGAUCCGACAGCCGUACCCAAACCGGUUCUGAGACGAAAGUUUGAACUUUGUGAAGAGAUCCUACCGAUUCUUCGCACACUUGAACCUGGAUUGUCGCGGCUAGUUGGAAUCGCUAUGUACGAAUACCAUGCUGCGCUGGUUGAGCUCUCUCGGCGAAAUUUUGAUACGACAGAAAUCAAAUCACAUGAAUUGCUGGAUAACCUCAUCAAAGCGGAAGGGGAGCUGAAGCUGGCAAUUAACAUGCUUCUGUUCGAGCACAACAGUACACCGGAAGGGCAACUUGUCAAACGGGCAAUGCGUGAACUGAAGGAACUGCGUGCGGAAAUUUCAGUCGUUCGAGCAAUGAUCGAGGAUGAAAACCUAGAAUCGCAAAACCGAAAUCAGCGCAACAGCAAUGCCAGCAAUAAUAACUAUAAAAUUAAGUUUGGUAAGCGUCGGUAAGUAUCGUUGCGUACAAGCAAAUACACAUUUGUUUAAUAAAAUAAAAUACUUGAAAA